Trifolium pratense (red clover) is the source of this 2767-nucleotide messenger RNA. Its product is annotated as transmembrane 9 superfamily member 12. The coding region runs from base 293 to 2272 and encodes 659 amino acids. Gene Ontology annotation, cellular component: membrane. The transcript is spliced from 2 exons. The record is from RefSeq and is a predicted model, not a curated record. Lineage: Eukaryota; Viridiplantae; Streptophyta; Magnoliopsida; Fabales; Fabaceae. Gene Ontology annotation, biological process: protein localization to membrane.
AAUCAACCCAACCCAAUCCAAGUGAAUACCCAAUGCGAUUUGUGUGAAUAAUUUCAUUCAGACCAACGCAUUACAGAUUCUCGAUCUUCUUCUCUUUGUCCCUUUCUUGCUUCCACCCAAAAACUACAAAAUUCAUUCUUUGCAUUCACUUCACUUUCGAUCGAUCUAUCUCUCUCUGUUCCUUCCAAUUCAUUCAUCGCCAAAACCCCUUCAUUUGAUAUCACUGUUGGAAUUGGCUUAGAUUCACAGGAAACUUUUCAGCACCUCCUCUUGUCGUCUCGCGUUCAAGGAAAUGGAGUUACCAACUAUGAGAAAACCCUUCAUCUGCUGGGUUUUCCUUUCGUUCGUUGUAUUUGCUCAAGUUAGCAAUGGUUUUUAUUUGCCGGGAACCUACAUGCAUACUUAUUCCAAUGGAGAAUCUAUAAAUGCCAAAGUCAAUUCGUUGACUUCUAUUGAGACUGAGCUUCCCUUCUCUUACUACAGCCUCCCUUACUGCCAACCCCCUGGUGGGAUAAAGAAAAGUGCUGAGAAUCUUGGAGAACUACUUAUGGGAGAUCAGAUUGAUAACUCAGCCUACCGAUUUCGAAUGAAUGUAAAUGAGACUCUAUACCUCUGUACAACAUCACCAUUGAAUGAGCACGAGGUAAAGCUACUCAAACAACGAACUCGUGAUCUGUAUCAAGUGAAUAUGAUCCUCGACAACUUGCCAGUUAUGAGGUAUACUAGCCAAAAUGGGGUCAAAAUCCAGUGGACAGGGUUCCCUGUUGGGUACACUCCAUCUGAUGGCAGUGCAGAUUACAUCAUUAACCACCUAAGAUUCACUGUAUUUGUUCAUGAAUAUGAAGGCAGAGGGGUUGAAAUUAUUGGAACCGGGGAGGAAGGUAUGGGCAUUAUUUCUGAAGCUGACAAGAAGAAGGCAUCAGGGUAUGAAAUAGUUGGUUUUCAUGUUGUUCCUUGUAGUAUUAAAUAUGACCCUGAAGCCAUGAAAAAGCACAAAAUGUAUGAUGGUCUCUCUUCUGUAAGCUGCCCAAAUGAGCUUGAUAAGUAUCAGGUAAUAAAAGAGCAAGAAAGGAUAUCAUUCACAUAUGAGGUUGAAUUUGUGAAAAGUGAUAUAAGAUGGCCAUCACGUUGGGAUGCUUAUUUGAAGAUGGAGGGUUCCCGAGUUCAUUGGUUCUCGAUCCUAAACUCACUGAUGGUUAUUGUUUUCCUAGCUGGUAUUGUGUUUGUCAUUUUCUUAAGAACUGUAAGAAGGGAUUUGACAAGGUAUGAGGAAUUGGACAAAGAGGCACAAGCUCAGAUGAACGAGGAGCUUUCUGGGUGGAAACUUGUUGUUGGUGAUGUAUUUAGGGAGCCUGAUUGCUCUACACUUCUCUGUGUAAUGGUUGGAGACGGGGUUCAGAUUCUUGGAAUGGCAGGUGUUACUAUUGUUUUUGCAGCACUUGGUUUCAUGUCUCCAGCAUCCCGAGGAAUGCUACUAACAGGAAUGAUCAUUUUAUAUCUUAUCCUUGGAAUUGCUGCUGGCUAUGUCAGCGUACGUCUUUGGAGGAUCAUUAAGGGAACAACAGAAGGGUGGAGAUCAAUUUCUUGGUCUGCUGCAUGUUUUUUUCCUGGCAUUGCUUUCAUUAUCCUCACAGUACUCAAUUUCAUUCUAUGGCACAGCAACAGUACCGGUGCUAUACCCAUUUCCUUGUAUUUUGAGCUGUUCUUCCUCUGGUUCUGUAUUUCAGUACCUCUGACCCUCAUUGGAGGAUUUAUGGGGACAAAAGGAGAGUCGAUCGAAUAUCCUGUAAGGACCAAUCAGAUUCCAAGGGAAAUUCCUGCACGAAAAUAUCCAUCAUGGCUACUUGUUCUUGGUGCUGGAACUCUUCCAUUUGGAACCCUCUUCAUUGAACUUUUCUUUAUCCUUUCCAGUAUCUGGCUUGGGAGGUUCUAUUACGUGUUUGGUUUCCUGUUGGUUGUUCUUCUGUUGCUGAUUGUUGUUUGUGCUGAGGUGUCGGUGGUCCUCACAUAUAUGCAUCUGUGUGUGGAAGAUUGGCGAUGGUGGUGGAAGGCAUUCUAUGCUUCAGGUUCUGUUGCUCUUUAUGUCUUCUUGUACUCAAUUAACUACUUGGUUUUCGACCUGCAGAGUUUGAGCGGACCUGUGUCAGCUACCCUAUACCUCGGCUAUUCACUACUCAUGGCAAUUGCAAUCAUGUUGUCAACUGGCACCAUUGGCUUCCUAAUGUCAUUCUACUUUGUGCACUACUUGUUCUCAUCAGUGAAGAUCGAUUAAGGUUCUCAGCUGUUAUCUCUCAGUACCCGUGUAAAAGAUCAAUUGAUAUAUCUUCUAUUGAGUUCUUUUUGUAGCUUGAUUGCAUCGUAGAAUAUAGCGAGGCAACUGAUGCUUCAUUGAUUUCCUUAAAUUGUCAUCAAUGGAUUUUAUACUGCUAUGUGAUCUGCAGUUUGUUCGUUCCUCUUCUACCUGCCUCCGAAAGUAGUCAUUCAAGUACUCGACUAGUGUUUGAGCUCAUUAUAUUUCAAGUACUCUAGUUUAAAUUAAAUUUCUUUAGGAAGUUGUAAUUGCUUGGUCUGUCUUACGUCUUGUUUCAAUAUAAUAGAAAAAUGUUAGAUGGAUACUCAAAUUUCGUUGUGAUGUUCAUCAUGUUUGUGGGUGUUUAAUCGAUCUUCUGUGCUUUCAAGAAUAGGGAAGAAAACUUUGUGUUAUGUAUCUAUUAUCUACAAGCCACAAUUUUGGCUUGGUAUUGUACUAAUGUUUUUUUUAUAGCCA